AUGAAACAAAAUAAAGUUCGUAGAAAGUCUUAACAUGAUUAUCAUGAUUAGAGUGAAUUGAUUUACAAGAAAAUUAUUGUAGAUGAUUCUCCUUUGGAUUUCCAUUAAAAGAAACACUUACUAUAGUAAUUACAAUAGAAUUUAAAGACAACCAGCAUGUCAUUUAGUAAAGUAAUUAUUGCUAAUUUAGAAAUAAGUCUUCAGCAACAUCGAGAUUACUCAUAUAUUUAAAUGAUAUGAUUAUGAAAUUGAAUCAAAUAGAAUCAAAUCUUGAUUAGUAAGAAUGCUAGACUUUAGAACAUCUAAUUCAAGAUAUGGUGUCAUAAUACUCAUCUAUACCUAUUCUAAAUCAAUCGUAAUCUAAACUUAGAUUAUAACAACCAUAAAAGUAAUGGAAUGUUAGUGUUAAGUAAGAUUAGUUCCAAUUAUUAUAAUAGAUAAUUAGAAUCUUUAAUCCAUCAAUGUAUAAUAGUAUUAAAUAAAUUACUAAUGGAUUUAGAUUAUUCACAUCUGAAGGUGUUUUCAAUAUUUAUGAAUAAACAAAUCUAGUAUAUCUUAUGUUGUUAUGUAGACAUUUACAAAAAAAGAAAGAUCAAAUAUUAAAAGACAAUCUUUCAGUUUGUAGAAUAUGUGACUAAGAAAUAAAUAUGAAUAUAAUGUAAUAACAUAGUUAAGGUUGUUUAGAAAAGGCAAAUAUUAAAAAAUUAUUAGUUUAAGAGAACUUAAUUCUUGCUUCUAUUUCAGAAAAAGCAUAUUAAAUCAAACAUGAUAUUCAAGUUAAAUAAGGAAUGAAAUUGUAAUUAUUAUAAUUAUUAAAUUAAUAGAAUGAAAGAAUUAAAGAAUUAAUCUAAAAGAGUAUUUAGACAAGAUGACGUUAAAGAAGAAGAGUUAGGAUCAAUUAAUUAAGCAUUAUCAUCCAUAUAUCAACAUGCAGAAAAGAUAUUUAAUUAACCUGAAAAUGAAGAAUUAAAAUGUAUAUAAUUUAUUAUAUUAUUAAGCUAAUAUGUUAUUAGUAUCAGAAUUAUCUAUGGCAUUACUAAAUAUAACACAUUAAUAAAGUAAAUAAAUUAUUAUUGAUGCUUAAAAUUCAUUAAAAAAUAGAAUUGAACAUUUAAAAAAAAUACAAUAAAUACAAAAUAAAGAAACUGAAUCUUAAAUUGAUUCCAUUAAAAAGAAUUUUUUAAAUAAAGCUAACUCUAUCUCCUUUAUACACUCAAAAUUUUCUAAUCAAUUAAAUUAAAAUCCUUUGAUGAAAUAAAACUCUCUUCAACCAAAAACAAAAGCAAUCAAACCUUUAUUUGGUGAAAAAAAUAAAUCUGUUCAUUUAACUCCUGAUAUACAUUCUAGACCAUAAUAAAUAUAAAAAUUAAGUAAAUUUAAAAUGGAGAAAUAAAAAGAGGAAGAAGAAGAAGAAGAUGAAGAUGAUUUCAAUUCUAAAUAAAUAUUAAAAACUGAAGUUAUAGAAGAUGAUGAUGUUGAUAUGAAUGUUUAAAAAGAGAUCUUCAAAGAAAAAGGAUAUAAUUCUGAUAGUGAAGUUGUAACAUUUAAAGAUAAUCAAAAUAAUAAUACAGUAAGAAUGGCUGAUUUUGAUAUUAUUAAACCAUUAGGUUAAGGUGCUUUUGGAGGAGUCUUACUAUGUAAAAAGAAAACAUCACAAGAUUUAUAUGCUAUUAAAAUUAUUGAUUGUGCUAAUUCCUCAUUAGAAACUCUUAAAGCUGAACGUAAUAUUUUUGAAAUUUUGACUGGUGAUUUUGUUGUUAAAGCAUAUUAUUCUUUUGUUCAUGAUCAUUACUAUUGUUUUGUCUAAGAAUAUAUGGUGGGAGGUGACUUUGCCAAUAUCCUCAAAGUAUAUGGAGCACUUGAUGAAACCUAUGUUCAAUUCUAUUUAGCUGAAAUUGUCUUAGCAUUAGAAUACCUGAGGAAAAAUAAUAUUGUACAUAGAGAUUUAAAACCUGAUAAUAUACUAUUAGAUAGUUAAGGUCAUGCAAAAUUGGCAGAUUUUGGGUUGUCUGCUUAAGGUAUGAACACCAAAUUAAAGAAAUAAUUGUAGAGGUAGUAGAAUUUUAAAAUUAAAGGAAUUGUUGGAGAUAUGAUUCAAAAUUAUCAUAUCAAUUAUGAACCAUAAUACAAUAUCAAUAAAUCCCAUAAAAAAUAAUCCAAUGAAACUAAAGCUAUUGUAGGAACUCCAGAUUAUAUCUCUCCUGAAAUUAUCAAAGGAAUAUCUUCUGAUAAUUUUAGUACAGAUUAUUGGAGUUUAGGUGUCAUCAUGUAUGAAAUGUUAGUGGGAGUGCCACCUUUCAAUGAUACAACAGUUGAAAGACUAUUUGAUAAUAUAUUGAAUUUGAGAAUGGAAUGGCCAUAAAUAGGUGAUGAGGAAGAUUGCAUAUCCUAAAAUGCAGCAGAUUUAAUUAAGAAAUUCAUGGAGCCAGAAUUUACAAAGAGAAUUGGACACAAUAACAUAUAAGAAAUUAAAGAUCAUCCAUUCUUUGAUGGAAUUGAUUGGAAUUAAUUAAGAAAAAUGCCUGGUUUAAUUGUUCCAAGAAUGGUAAUAACUGGAAAUGAAAAACCAAAUUCAGAUAAAAUUGAUGCAUUUCUAAAAAAUAUGAAUAAAUAAGAUGAUAAAUAUCAAAAGAUUGCAUAAAAUAUUAAAAAAGAACUAUAGAAUUUUGAACGGAUUGAUUUAUUAUAAUAAAAGAGCGUUGAAGAAGCUUAGAUUAAGAAAAAAAAAUAAUAAUUAUUAAUAAAAGAUAUUGAAUAAUAAAUUCAGAAAUUUCAAAGUUAAAUUUAGAUCAAAUGA
Messenger RNA from Paramecium pentaurelia, 2797 nucleotides. NCBI's taxonomy places the organism in Eukaryota, Ciliophora, Oligohymenophorea, Peniculida, Parameciidae. The record is from the annotation of a GenBank genome assembly.